UAAACUAAAGCAAAUACAGAGAGUAGGCCUGUUAUACCGAGUGAUAUAUAGGCUACUGCUCUGCUUUCUGCACAGACCUCAUAGCUGUUCUCUCUGUAAACAUCAAACAUCAACAACCUCGUCCGCUUUUCUUUUAACUGUCGGGUUUGUUAAAAACUUAUUUUGUGAUUUUUCGAGCAACCAGUGUUUGUUUACAACUUCUUCCCACGCUGCAGUACCUCUGCUCCCCCCACAGGGGGGGCGCGCCCCACAGUUUGAAAACCUCUGGACGCACCAUACACAUUUACUUUACACACGUCACUUACACUUUCGUAAUAUCAUGUAUCGCUACGUCAUCUUGUUGUUCAGCCCUCCCCGUGUCUCUCUACUUUUCGUUUCCCUUUUCCAGAAGUUUCCGCCCUCACGUAGCCUAUAUAGCCUAUCUCAAUUUGCGGAAGUCGACCUUAAUUCAACCAGCGCCGCCACACUACAUACUUUCCGCCGACAACAUGAACUUCAAAAUGACUAACAUCACAUGUGGGCUUCUUGCAGUCGCAUUCUCAGCUCUUGCAGUGAUGCUUGCAGCUGCAGCAGAUGCUCCACCAGAGCUAACCUGCAACGUCACCAAAACACCAGAUGGGUACCUUCACCAACUGUCCCGCUCCUCCGAUUGUGAUACCUGCUGGGAGGACAAAGAUGGAGGAGUCCUCGCCCGGAAACAGGACUACGAUAAAAAUAAAGUCCAGAGCCUGACGAACCAGUCCCUCACCUCGAAACUAUGCCACGACAACAUUAACUAUGCAAGCACCUGUAGUUCAAAUACGAAUUCAACAGACUCCAGACAACAGACUGGUGACAACAGACUGACCUACGAGAGAGCCCACUGCACAUACACCUGCAGCAGCCCUAUCUCAGAUCCUCAGGCCUCUCAACCAAUCCCAGUGAACCCUGUGGCGAAGCAGAAUCUGACCUGGCAAAUUCUGCUUGGUGUUGUUGUUGUUGUUGUUGUCGGUGUCGGUGUCGGUGUCCUCACGGCUGGGAUCUUGUACAUCAGAAAGAAAAAAGCUUGUCGACCUGUGGUGAAUUCUAUUGAGGAACAGGAGGUCAUGGUGGAGAUUCCGGACGUCAACUAAAACAUAAAAACAGACCUCUAGUUUCAAUUUGACCACUGUUUUUCAUACUGUAUGUAAUGAGGUCAGUGCCUUACAGACAAUAGAGGGCUACAUAUACACAAAAUGUUAACCGGAAAUGUUUAUAUAUAUGGGAUUUGUUACAUUAUAAUGUUUUUUUAAGUAACAGAGAGAGGAAGGAUGAAGUUACAGGCAUUGCAUAUGAAAGUUGUUCCGAAGUCCAGGAGCCCAAAAAGAGACGAGCUAGCUGUCUCAAAGGUUCAUGGAAAAAUAACAAGAUUUAAGUUAUUUUUUGAAAAAAAUGUUUUCUGUAAAAGAUUGUGCUUUUGGAGUCAGAUUUGCUUCAAAAUCCAAUUUUGAAUGAGCUACAGCGUUUAAGAUGGAUACAACUGUGGAUACAACACAUUUAGAAUUGAAUGGUAAACAGGCCAGUCGAAAAAGCCAUUUGUAGCCAUUAAAUGGGAUAACUGAGGGAAGUUUUAUUAACUUUGGACAGAGCCAGACUAGCUGUUUCUUUAUGCUACGCUAAGGAUACCUGGCUGCUCCUUGUUAAGGUUUGAUUGAUGAGUGAAGUUCAUUGAAAGUAAAGCACAAGCUUUCACUUCCUCAUCAGCACCUUCUCUAUGACAUUCACACUUAUCUCGGUAGUUUUGAUCAUUUGUAUCCGACUACUGUUAAGCUUGUGUGAUACAUUUUCUCAUGCCUACGGGACAAUGUGGACGUCAAAUGCUUUAAAAUACACUGUCGGUCUUUGCAUCCAGUGAUUAAGCUGGAAGAAGGAGGCUGCAGUUCUGGAACUACCAGAUAUCUCCCAAAACUUUCCAGAAAAGCCAGCUUCUGAAUAUAUUAGAGGCUGGAAAAAUAGGCUGUUAUGUUGCAGAAUCACGUUUUCCAGACUCCAAUCUUGCUGCGUUAACAAAGGUUUGCGAGAUUGAGUCGUUGAUUAUGUAAAGGAGCUGGUCUGGUUUGAGCUUUGCCUCAUAGAAUAUUUUCUAGAUGCUGUUUUAUAGCUCUCAUUAACAGAUUUAGUGCCCUGACACACCAAGCUGACGUCAAAGAACUGAUGCCACCAAAAAGUACAGGUUGUUUUGGCAGAGGCUUCUGUCUACAGUGAAGCACUUGAACAAAAGAAAAAAGGCUAAAUCUUUUCUUCCAAUACACAUAUAGUCAUCAUCAUUUACAUAUGUUUCUGUUACGGUUGUCAGACAACUGCAUAAUUACAAUAAUUGUGAUUUAAUCAUCAUUUACAAGCUUGACAAAAGUCAACAUACAUUUAGAUUGAUUAUAAUAGGUUAAAUUGAUACAUUUUAUUCACAAUGUUAUGUUUUUUUAUGUAGUGUGUAAAGCCUUUUGCUGAAUAAUCAGGAAGCCACUAAGCCUUUGCAUUAUCCUCCAUUUAUGAGUAAACCACUGUGCUUGGCCAUCCUUUUCACGGGGGAAUCAAGCACAACUUUUUUUAGCUUCCCAACACAACGUCAAUUCCAUUAGUUAGAAUCCCCCACUUAAAUAUCAACUUCAAGUAUUCUCCAGAUCCAUUUUCUGGGGUAAAGAAAUGAAUUCUUUAUCCUGGAUGUAGAUGAGUUUAAAUACUAUACAACCACAAACCCUGUACAUAACCGUGGUGGUCAGCCAUAAAGCCCAACAGUAGCCGAUAACAGUCCCCAUUAACCAAAGGUUGGCUUGGUGUGUCAGGGCUUUCAGCUCCAUCUACUGCAACAGUCAAAACAUGCUUCAAACCCAAAAUCUGAUCCAUGGUGACAAAUAAGGGAUUUGGAACAAAAUAAGGGAGAUAUUUUUCACUCAGGUUAUCUGACAGUACCAUAAUGUGGACUGUCAGAGCUAUUACUGAUUGAUAGUGUUACUGAUCUUCCUUCUGUGUAAGAUGGGAGAUUUAUUUAUAAUAAUUUAUACUAUAUACAUAUAUAUAAUAUAUAUAUUAUCUGAAAGUUCCUGUGCAGAAGAGUUCAAUGUUUGAUACAAAGACUCAAAUGAACGUACAAGCGUGGAGUUUGUGCAGAUGUCAGUUGAAUGCUCUCGGGGCUCCUGGACUUGGGUUUAACUGGUAAUCGGCAUCACGUUUUUUAACAUCUUUACUGUUAUAUCCUAAAGGGUUGAAUCUGUUACUUUUAUAUCCUCUUUUAUUUUGAGUUUCUGCUACUUAAAGCUGCAUUAAGUGUUUUUGAGGUGAAGAAAAAGCACGUUAAAAAACAAAAACUGUGACAACUUUGUUAUCUGAUAACAGAUAAAAAGUCAAAAACGUAAAGAUAUAAAGUUUGCCAUCAUAUAUAAUCACACAGCAAAUGUUUGGAAUAUUUUGCUUAAUAUAGGAAAAUGAAUAAUUGAUCAUUUAUCAAAACUGUUGUUGAGUAAAACUAAAAGGAGUUAAAGAGCUCUGUAAAGCUGCACGGUUAUGGGUUCAUCACAAGGAGGGACCUCCUUUCAAUGGCAGUCCCAUUGAUCUAAUCACAUUAAACACAUAAUGAAUGCAGCUUGAAAGACAGAGAACUAUUGAUACAGUUAAAUGAUGUAAACUGUUAAUUUAAGUUACCAUUUUAAAAUGACAACUCCCCAAUACUCAAGUGAAAUGAUUUUGUGUGUGUUUUACAUAAAGGUUUUGGGGUAUGUUUAAUACAAAAUAAUGUUUUGUUGUCAGAAUUAUUAACCAUGAAAUGAUGUUGCCUACAGUUUAUCUUUAUGGCCUAAUGCAAAUGUUGUAUGCUAAUAAAAGUGAUUUUUAACUUCU
This is a messenger RNA of Gymnodraco acuticeps, 3852 nucleotides long. RefSeq lists its product as uncharacterized. Lineage: Eukaryota; Metazoa; Chordata; Actinopteri; Perciformes; Bathydraconidae. The record is from RefSeq and is a predicted model, not a curated record. The transcript has 7 exons. The coding region runs from base 489 to 1112 and encodes 207 amino acids.